AUGUGCUAUCGAGUAGUUACUCACACAAUGCGCUGCGACAUGCGCCCCGUCAUCUCCAGCGGAGCCACAAUCUACACUGAUCCCUUUGCAGAGACCAUGUCAUGCACCUGCAUCAACGAGCAUCUUGCUCGUCCUUGGCUUCAGUGCGAUGACCAUGGCUGCUGUAUGAAGACUGCCAAAAUGGAGUGGUGUCCCGAUGUCCACACAUGCAACCAUGUCACCGAGCUCCACCGAUAUAACCAGGCGCGUCCUCGAUCGCGAAACAUCUGGAAGACUACCACCAGUUCUAUCUGGAGCCUUCCCACUCCUCUGGAGGAACCUGAGAGCUGGAUUGAGGUUGUAGAUGUAAUUGACGCUCUCUUCCCAAAGGGUGUGCCACACAUGGAAACAAUUUCACCGCACCUCGACGAAGACGUCAACAAUCUCCUACAUGUAGGUCGUCUCAUUGUCACACUAGAGGCUCAACUGGCCAACCUCCUUGACGAUAUUCAUUUUCGUAGGGAGGUUCACAAUGCUUUUCACGGCUCACAAUGUGAGCGUGUGCUGAACGAGUGGGAAUGUAAGGCUAGAGGCCCCAUCGAAGCUGGUGAGGCAAUGGCUACACAAAUGAGGAAAACACUUGCGACGCAACGACGGUUGUUUGAAGCAAGUUGGUCGUUUAUCGACGUAAUUCUCAGAGACCACGAAGAAAAAACAACCUCAGUGGAAGACUUUGCAGUCAAGAAACUGGAGGUAGUCUGGGAUGAUGCUUCAAACAGAGGUUCUUGGCCUGGACCAUGGAUAUGA
Messenger RNA from Fusarium pseudograminearum CS3096, 786 nucleotides. RefSeq lists its product as uncharacterized. The transcript has a single exon. The record is from RefSeq and is a predicted model, not a curated record. Lineage: Eukaryota; Fungi; Ascomycota; Sordariomycetes; Hypocreales; Nectriaceae. Bases 1 to 786 code for a protein of 261 amino acids.